Molecule: messenger RNA, 957 nt
Organism: Bradysia coprophila
Lineage: Eukaryota; Metazoa; Arthropoda; Insecta; Diptera; Sciaridae
Product: juvenile hormone acid O-methyltransferase-like
Molecular function (GO): S-adenosylmethionine-dependent methyltransferase activity
Source: RefSeq, a predicted model, not a curated record
UUAUAAGAAAAUAUAUUUUGUGCAGCAGAUCUUUACUACACUCGUCGCAGUGCGUUUCGAAAGUCACAGUGAAAAUGUUGAAAAAAAUUGGUUCAAAAAUGUUCAAACCUGAGUUAUGGGAAUCCAAUAAACCGAAUACUCCACUUGUGCGUGCGCUAAUGGAAGAAUACAAGGAUAAGUUCAAUUGGCGUGCCGAUGGUAGAGAUUCUCUAAUGGAUGUUGGUUGUGCCGGUGGAGGGCAUACCAUGGAAUUCGUUCUCCCGAUUUUGCCGAAAAAUUUCGAUCGUUUAAUCGGUAUCGAUAAUUCAUCGGAAAUGAUUGCUUACGCCCACAAAACAUAUUCGCGACCAAACAUCGAAUUCAAGACAUUCGAUAUCGUCGAAGGUGAUACGAAAAAACUGCCACAGGUUGAUCAUAUCGUAUCGUUAUACGUUUUCCAUUUGUUGUCUGAUCAUGAAAAGGCUGUGACCAACAUGUUCGAUGUGUUGAAGCCGGGCGGCGAUUGCUUCUUAGCGCAUCUACGAUACUUUGGUUUGUACACUGCAUAUGAGCUAAUCUCACGUGAUCCAAAGUGGUCGAAAUACAUAACCGAUGUGAAUGACGUGAUCAUACCAUCAUACUUUUCGAAAUGUCCCGAGUCUGAUUUGGAGCAGUUGCUAAAGAAAUGUGGCUUUAAGAGCGUAGAAGUAAGUUCUAGGGAAGCGAGCUUCGAGGUAGGAGAUUUUAAUGUUCUUAAAGAUCUUAUUAAAACGGUAGCGUCACUCUAUAAAGGAAUCCCACUAGCGCAACAUGAUGAUUUUACCAAUGACUUGACUCAUCAUGCAAUAGAUGCCUUCAAUUCAUUUUCAUACAACAAACAUUCGACUACAAGCAAAGUGUUUUUCCCAGGUGCGACUUUAGUUGCGUACUCUAAAAAGUAGAAAUGUAAAGAAAAAUCUGUGUUUCAGUGCUAUAAAC